AUGGCUACCCCUAGUGUCCUAGCUUUUGACGCUGAGGGUCGAGCCAUUGACUUUGAGGUCUGGGUAGACGACCUGCAGUUGUUUUUACAGUGCGAUAGGGCAGAUGGCCUCUCUCUCUUUGACCUUACCUCUGGCGCCUCUCCUGCUCCUGCUGCCGAUGCUGAUCCCACUGUGCGCUCUCAGUGGGCCACCCGCGAUGCUGCUGCACGUCUUGCUGUGCGUCGCCACCUCCCUACCUCUGAGCGCGCGCACUUUAGUCAGUACAAGAGUGCUCAGACCUUGUACGACGCUGUAGUUGCGCGCUACUCCUCCCCUGCCACUGCUGCACUGAGCCGUCUCAUGCUUCCCUACCUCUUUCCUGACCUCUCUGCCUUUCCCACUGUCGCUGACCUCAUUACACACCUUCGCACUAGUGACACUCGCUACCGCACCGCCCUUCCUGCUGAAUUCUGCGCUAAGAACCCCCCCCCCCCCAUGUACAUCGCUCUCUACUACGUAGUUGCGCGCCUCCCUGACUCCCUUCGUGUCGUCAGGGACCACUUUCUCGCAGUCUGUCCCACCACCCUCACCGUCGACCUCCUCGAGAAGGCCCUCCUCGCAGCGGAGAAGAGCAUAGUCGCUGUAGGUGCUUCUCGUGGUGACCCUCGCACCCCCAUCUUUGAGGGGUGCUCUCCUUCCCCCUUGCUGCCCUCUGUUGCCUCUGCUGCUGCUGCCGACCUGCUUGGUCUUGAGUCGGUCGGCGCGGCGUCUGCCCCUAGUGGGAGACGUCGCUCCAGCAAGGGCAAGGGGGGCAAGGGGGGCAAGGGCGCGGGUGGAGCUGGAGGGGGCGGUGGCGGUGGCGGCGGUGGCGGCGGAGGGAGUGGGGGUGGCGGCGAGACUAGUGGCGGGGGUGGUGGUGGUGGUGGCAGCAGCGGCGGAGACGGUGGUGGUGGUGCCAGCGGUGGUGGUGGAGGCAGCGGCGGAGGUGGAGGCGGCGGAGGUGGAGGCGGUGGAGGCAGCAGCGGAGGUGGCGGUGGUGGUGGAGGAGGUGGAGCUGGUCGGGGUGGUACCCAACAGCGUAGCGGUGGUGGUGGUGGCCAGCGCUCGCAGCGGCAGCAGCAGCAGCGCUCGCGGGACAUCCCUCCGCCUCAGCAGCUUCGUGAGUGGUACGCUGGGCGUCAGAGGGGUGGGGGUACUGGUCCCUGCACCUACGUUCUUCGUUCCGGCGACCGCGCGGCGAUCUUUGAUCUUGAUUUUGAUGCUAUCCUUGCUGCUAUGUAUGCUGUGACUUAUAGUGAGGAGAAUGAGGGUUACCGGUCUUUCCAGCCCGACCCGGGCAUUGGUACUGCUGCACUAGGUGCUUGUGAGGCUGCUGCUCUAGGUGCCAGUGCGUCUGCGCUCUCAGGUACUGGUGAGACUGCGCUCUCAGGUACUGCGUCGUCCUCGUCCUCCCUCACUUUCACACUUGACUCCGGGGCUUCUCGCUCCUUCUUUCGAGACCGCACUACCCUUACGCCACUCGGCCGGCCGGUUGCAGUCUCCCUUGCUGACCCCUCUGGGGGUCCUGUCCUGUCUCACUUCUCCACUGUCCUCCCGUGUCCGGCUGCCCCUUCGGGCACCCUGUCUGGUCUGUACCUUCCCUCGUUCUCUACGAACUUGGUGAGUGGCGCGGACCUGCAGGAUGUGGAGGUUCACCAGUUCACUCCUGCGAGUCAGCGGGUGACCCACUGCACGGAGGCACGCACAGGCGGACACCUGGCCACGUUCUCGCGUCGGCCGGGGUCGAGUCUCUACACCCUGACCGUUGAGUCUCCUCCUGUCCCUGCGUCUGGUCAGGUGGCUGCGUCAGGUCAGGUGCUUGCUGCUGCGUCCCGGUCAUGUCCUGAGUCUGCCCCCUGUUCUUGUCGCCUCCUGUCUCACGAGACUCUCCUGUGGCACCACCGUCUUGGCCACCCCUCCUUGCCCCGUCUUCGGAGCAUGGCUUCCCGUGUCCUUGUCUCUGGUCUUCCCCAGUCUCUCCCUCCUCUCCCCUCCGGGCCAGGACCUUCCUGUGUCCCCUGUGUCGAGGGUCGCCUCCGGGCUACUCCUCACUCCUCCCACUUCCCCCCGACAGAGGCUCCCCUGCAGACGCUUCACAUGGAUGUGUGGGGCCCAGCCCCCGUCCGUGGGCAGGGUCACGAGCGCUACUUCCUGUUGGUGGUUGACGACUACUCGCGUUACACCACAGUCCUCCCCUUGCGCAGCAAGGGUGCGGUCACUGAGGUGCUGAUCGACUGGAUCCGCGAGGCUCGUCUCCAGCUCAGGAAGAGCUUCGGCUCGGACUUUCCUGUUCUGCGUCUGCACUCGGACAGAGGCGGAGAGUUCUCUUCUCGCCUUCUGCGAGACUACUGUCGUGCACGGGAGAUCCGCCAGACCUUCACGCUUCCGGACUCACCACAGCAAAAUGGGAUUGCUGAGCGCCGCAUUGGCAUGGUCAUGGAUGUCGCUCGUACGUCCAUGAUGCAUGCGGCUGCCCCCCAUUUUCUGUGGCCGUUUGCGGUGAGGUACGCGGCGCAUCAGCUCAACCUUCACCCCCGGGUCUCUCGGCCUGCGAUGUCCCCAGCCUUGCUGUGGACGGGGAAGGUUGGCGAUGCGUCUGUGUUCCGUGUCUGGGGAUCUCGGGCGUUUGUCCGCGACUUGUCUGCGGACAAGCUGUCCCCUCGUGCUGCUCCCUGUGUCUUCCUUGGCUUCCCCACUGACGCCCCAGGGUGGCAGUUUUACCACCCCUCCUCUCGUCGUGUUCUGUCCUCCCAGGACGUCACGUUCGACGAGUCAGUCCCCUUCUACCGUCUCUUCCCCUACCGCACUCCUUCCCUCCCCCCUCCCCCGGACUUCCUUGUGCCGGUUCCCCCCCCGGUAGACCCCCUCCCCUCUCAGGUUCCUGCCCCCUCAGGUGUGUCCCAGGUAGACGCCGUUGACCCGGUCGAGGUUAAUGGUGACUCUGGUGCUGCUGCGGGUGCUGAGCCUGGGGGUGCUGACUCUGGGGGUGCUGUGCGCGGGGGUGCUGAGCCUUGGGGUGCUACUGCUGGGGGUGCUGGGCCUGAGGGUGCUACUGCGGAGGGUGCGGAGCCUGGGGGUGCUGAGCCGGGGGGUGCUGUGCCUGGAGGUGCUGGGUCUGCGGUUGCUGAGUCGGGAGCUGCUGAGCCUGGGGGUGCUGAGCUGGGAGCUGCUGAGCCUGGGGGUGCUGCGUCUGGAGCUCCUAAGCCUGAUAUUUCUCCUGCUGCUGCGUCUCGCCGGGAGCCCCUCUCUCCACAGGAGCUGCGCGAGUGGUUCGCUCGCCGCUGGAGGCGUGCUGCUGAGUCUGGAGGUGCUGCUGGAGCUGGAGCUGGAGCUUCUUCGACCGUCGAGGGUGCGGGUGCUGCCGGUCCCGGAGCUGCUGGACCUGCGGGUCCUCCUGGAGCUGGAACUGCUGAGGGCGUUGGUGCUGAGCCUACUGCUGUUGGUCCUGCCGCUGGAGGUGUGGGUGGCGCUGGUGCUGUCGCUGAGGGUGCUGGUGCUGUCCCUGCUGAGUCUGGAGCUGCCGCGCGGCCUCGGCCGUACUUCGUUCCGCUCCUGCAGCAGGUUCUUGGUCUUUCUCCUCCAGUAGAGGGUCCACCGCCUGUCCAGUCGCAGUCCCUGCUGGAGCCUUCCUCUCCACUGCCUGCUCCCUCUCCUUACACUGGUCCUACUGGAAGUGCUCCUCUGCGUGCCCCUUUGCCUUCUCCUCCCGAGUCCUCUCUUCCUGCGCUUGCCGACCCUGAGUCGGACUCUCUUCGUGCUGCCAGUCCUACUGUCACGCGUCUGCUUGCUACUGUCGUCACUGACCCCUCUUUUGAGUCCACUGCUGCGUCUGCUCUAGUCGCUGAGCUCGUCGACUUUGCUGCUCGCUGUCGUCUCGACUACGCUGCUAGUCUUGUUGCUGAGUCUGCGUCUGUCUGUCCUCCGUCCGUCGGGGGUGAGUGUGCUCUUGGCACGGACGUCCUAGAGGACAGGCAGGAGGAGUUACAGUGUCUAGCGGCUGCUUCACCUCAUCUCGCGUCUGUACUGCUUGCCCCUGAGGGAGACCCGGAUGCACUAGACAUCCCGACUCCGCGUUCUUACGCGGAGGCCGUAGAGGGUCCCUACUCCUCUCAGUGGCAGGCAGCUAUGGAUGCAGAGAUGGCUUCCUGGAAGUCCACAGGCACCUACGUUGACGCGGUUCCCCCUCCUGGGGCGAACAUCGUCAGUGGCAUGUGGAUCUUCAGGGUGAAGCGGCCGCCGGGCUCUCCACCUGUCUUCAAGGCACGGUACGUUGCUCGUGGCUUCAGUCAGCGGCAGGGAGUUGACUACUUUCAGACCUUCUCUCCCACCCCGAAGAUGACUACUCUUCGGGUGCUGCUGCACAUAGCCGCUCAGCGCGACUACGAGCUUCACUCUCUCGACUUCAGCACUGCGUUCUUGCAGGGUAGCCUGCACGAGGAGAUCUGGCUUCGCCGUCCACCUGGCUUCACUGGGACUUUCCCUCCUGGCACCCAGUGGAGCCUCCGACGGCCAGUCUACGGUCUCCGCCAGGCACCGCGUGAGUGGCACGACACACUGAGGACUACGCUUGCGGCUCUUGGGUUUGCUCCUUCUACUGCUGACCCGUCGCUGUUUCUUCGCACCGACACUUCCCUGCCGCCGUUUUACAUCCUCGUGUACGUCGACGACUUGGUCUUUGCCACAGCGGACACUGCUGGACUCGCCUACGUGAAGUCCGAGCUGCUGAAGAGACACACGUGCACAGACCUGGGUGAACUGCGCAGCUACCUUGGCUUGCAGAUCACUCGGGACAGAGCACGCCGCACCAUUACUUUGACUCAGUCACACAUGGUGCAGCAGGUCCUUCAGCGCUUCGGCUUCACGUACUCCUCGCCUCAGGCCACUCCUCUGCCUACUCGCCACUCACUCUCAGCUCUGCCUUCGGAUGAGUCCGUAGAGUCGAGUGGUCCGUAUGCAGAGCUUGUUGGCUGCCUCAUGUACCUGAUGACCUGCACACGACCUGACCUUGCAUACCCUCUGAGCAUUCUUGCACGCUAUGUUGCUCCUGGGAGACACAGACCAGAGCACAUGGCUGCAGCAAAGAGGGUAUUGCGCUACCUGUGCAGUACGUCGGGCAUGGGGCUAGUGCUUGGAGGGCGGAGUCCAGUGGUCCUUACCGGCCACGCGGACGGUUCUUGGGCUGACGACCAGGCUACGCAGCGGUCGUCACAGGGUUACACCUUCAGCCUUGGUUCCGGCUCUGUCUCGUGGCGGUCUACUCGCUCGUCUUCGGUUCUCGGCUCCAGUUGUGAGGCUGAGAUCUACGCCGGGGCCAUGGCUGCACAGGAGCUUCGCUGGCUCACCUACCUGCUGACAGACCUUGGAGAGCCGCCUCGCUCUCCUCCAGUGCUGUACGUAGACAACAAGGCCAUGCUGGCCUUGUGUCGAGAGCAGCGCUUGGAGCACAGAACGAAGCACAUUGCUCUCCGCUACUUCCUUGCUCGUGAGCUGCAGCAGCGUGGUCAGUUGCGACUUGCGUACGUGGCCUCUGAGACCAACACUGCUGAUGUGUUCACCAAGGCACUCGCGCCUUGUGACCAUCAACGCUUUUGCACCCAGCUGGGUCUUGUGCCUGUCUUGCCUCACUUGCUCUCCUCUUGA
Molecule: messenger RNA, 5658 nt
Organism: Closterium sp. NIES-65
Lineage: Eukaryota; Viridiplantae; Streptophyta; Zygnematophyceae; Desmidiales; Closteriaceae
Source: the annotation of a GenBank genome assembly